GAAGCUGAAGCACAUGAUCUGGUCUUGAGCGAGCAGAUGCGGGAUCACCUGGAGACAGUGUUUCCGACAGAAACUGCCGAGGGAAUGGACCGACGUCAGGGUGUGCUACAGGAGUUGGAGAGAAUGUUUCAUGAUUGGAUGUCCAAGCUGUGCCUGGAAGCAAACCUUCCCGAGGAGGAGAUCAGAAAGUCCACCGUCAAGAUCACAACAUUGGGCUCUUACAGGCUUGGUGUUGUGCAUCCUGGCAGCGAUAUCGACACGUUGUGCAUUGCACCGCCUGUCAUUCGCCGGGAGGAUUUCUUCUCAACGUUUGCCAGCCAGCUGGAGCAGCACGAAGAUGUAACGGAAUGCGUGCCGAUUCCCGAUGCGUACACUCCGAUCGUCAAGCUGAAGAUGCGUGGGGUCUGCAUCGAUCUCCUGUUCGCUCGGCUAGCGCGGGCACCAGAGGCAGAACUAGCAGAAGAGGUUGUAAAAGAGGACGAGGUCCUCAAGAAUAUGGAUGAGAAGAGCGUACGGUGCCUGAACGGAUUUCGUGUGGCAGAUCAAAUCUUGAAUCUUGUUCCAGACCAGGAGACCUUUCGACGGACGCUCCGGUUUAUAAAGUACUGGGCCAGGAGAAGAGGUGUCUACUCGAACAUCGUUGGCUUCUUUGGCGGGAUUACAUGGUCUCUACUGGUGGCCAGAAUCUGCCAGCUCUAUCCAUAUUAUGCACCGAACCAGCUCAUCAACAGGUUCUUCCGCUUGUACCACCAAUGGAAUUGGACCAGGCCCGUGACGCUCUGCGACAUCGUUGAUCCAGCCAAUGUUCCGGGAAUGACUUCGUUCAAGGUCUGGAACCCUAAGACCAAUCCGGCAGACCGACAACAUGUGAUGCCUGUGAUCACGCCCGCAUUUCCAUCGAUGAAUUCCACUCACAAUGUGACCGAGACGACAAAGCGAAUCCUGCUGGAUGAGUUCAAGCGGGGCUUCGAGUUAGUGCAGAACGUCGAAGGCAACAAGGCAGAGUGGAGCGACGUUUAUGCCCCAUUUCCCUUUUUCGACGAGUUUAAGCACUUCCUCAUGAUCGAGAUCCUGGCAACGUCUGAAGAUGUGUACAACAAGUUCAGUGGUUGGGUGGAAAGCAAGCUUCGGAUUCUCGUCAUGCAGUUGGAAGCGGUCAAUGGGAUGCGAAUUCAUCCAAAUCCCCUACAGUACACUCUGCCCAAAGACGGCGAUGCCAAUUGGCCAUUUGGGUGCGGCAUGUUCUUGGGAUUGAUCUUUACACCGGAAGCUGGAGCGCAGCCCGACCUGCAGAUCGACCUGCGUCCUGCAAUCACAGCUUUCAUGGAGGUCAUUCUGUCCUGGGCCGACCGAGAUGCCAAUGUGGGUCAGUUCCGGAUGCGGUUAAAGCGAUUGGCUGCGGCAGACCUGCCGGAUUAUGUAACGGAUGUG
Messenger RNA from Symbiodinium necroappetens, 1431 nucleotides. The record is from the annotation of a GenBank genome assembly. NCBI's taxonomy places the organism in Eukaryota, Dinophyceae, Suessiales, Symbiodiniaceae.